AUGCUUACCCCAUUACUUGAUCGGAGAGAGAUGACGGGUAAUUAUGGACCUGCCGCAGCAGCGGCUGCUGCCAAUGCUGCUUUGUCCGGAAACACUACAGGUCGUACCGUCUACGUGGGCAGUCUUCCUCCCGAGGCUUCUGUUGACGAGCUGCUGAAUCUGGUUCGAUUUGGGCCUAUCGAACGUGUUCACCUGGUCAAAGACAAGUCUUGCGUCUUCAUAUCGUUCCUUCAAGGUGCCACUGCCGCCGCAUUUCACGCCGACGCUCAAGUCAAGAAGCUCGCACUGCAUGGACAAGCGCUUCGAAUCGGUUGGGGUCAGCAAUCACAUCUUCCUCCCAAUAUCGCCGCGGCGGUCAGGGAUCAUCAAGCUACCAGAAACGUCUACAUUGGCCGGCUGUCCGAGAAGGAGAAUGAAGAGACGCUCCGAGAUUACUUCAGCAAAGAGUUUGGACCUAUCGAUCAGGUCAAAGUCGUGCGGGACAAGAACUGCGCCUUCAUCCAUUUCCUCAGUAUCGCCAUUGCGAUCAAGGUCGUCAAUGAUCUCCCGAAAAAGCCCGGGUGGGAAGGUCAAAGUGUCAACUUUGGAAAGGAUCGGUGCGCAUACGUUCCCAAAGCUCAACAAGCAGCAGUUCAUCAAGCCCAACAAUCGGCCGUCCAGACACUCAUCACACAUCAUCUCGGUGGUGUACCCGCUUCGCCCUUCAUGCCUUUCUCUCCUAUCCAACCUAUCAGUCGUGAAUUCACUCCGACCAUAUUCAACAGUCCUCUCUUCUCCGAUCUCGCAAGUCCUGGAUUCAUGUCACAACCUAGAUCUUAUCCGAAUUAUCCACGAGACUCUUUCGAAGGACAUGGGAUACGGACAGUAUUCUUGGGUCGGAUAGACCCAGAGACGACGUACGAAGAUGUUUGUAACAAUAUCCGAGCUGGUAUCCUCCAGCAAAUCCGAUUCGUUCGGGAAAAGAAUAUCGCUUUUGUCACUUUUGUCGAACCAGAGGCCGCACAGAUGUUCUACAAUUAUGGUCGGAGCAAUCAACUUAAUAUACGAGGUCGCUUGGUAACUGUCGGAUGGGCGAAAAUGUCGGAUGCGAUGUCGGAUGAUGUGGCCAGGGGUAUAGAAAUGGGAGCAUGUAGGAACGUUUAUAUCGGGAAGAUACCCGACAUGGAUAUAUAUCACAAGGAGAAGCUCACCGCGGAUUUCGAGGGGUUUGGAGAUAUUGAACAAAUCAAUUAUCUCCCAGAAAAACAUUGUGCUUUUGUCAAUUUCUCGUCAAUUGCAGCAGCUAUAAAAGCCGUUCAAGGGAUCAAACGUCAUUCAGACUACACGAAUCUCACCAUCAGUUAUGGUAAAGAUCGAUGUGGUAACGUCCGACCUCCCAAUGACACAAAUCGAGGUCAAAGGAAUCCCAGUGGAUCACAUAUGACCGAGAAUAGCGGCGGGAGCACCAGUCCCAAAAGUCACCUUGUCUCUGAAGUUCCCCACGAACAAGUCAAACCGAUUGAAGAUGAGAUCAAGCACACUACAUCCGAGUCUAGUUCCAACUCUCCUACUUUGGAUGUCAGACAUUCAUCCGUCAGUGGGAAACGAAGAGAUGCGGAGGAAGAACAAAAUUCAGUGGAAGAGAGUCCUAUUUCGGAACCGGGGGAAAUCAUGCCGGAUCAAUAG
This is a messenger RNA of Tremella mesenterica DSM 1558, 1665 nucleotides long. RefSeq lists its product as uncharacterized. Gene Ontology annotation, cellular component: cytoplasmic stress granule. Gene Ontology annotation, biological process: mRNA splicing, via spliceosome. Lineage: Eukaryota; Fungi; Basidiomycota; Tremellomycetes; Tremellales; Tremellaceae. Gene Ontology annotation, molecular function: mRNA binding. The coding region runs from base 1 to 1665 and encodes 554 amino acids. The record is from RefSeq and is a predicted model, not a curated record. The transcript has 5 exons.